CGCAAUUCCCAUUACAUAAAAGAGUACGGGCGUCUGCCUCCCUUGCGCGCGCAAUCCGCCGUCCUCUUCCUGUUAUCUUGCUCCCCCCAAGAAAUCGCCAGCGCUCACAGGACGAUUUGCAGGCGCCUUAUCUUGCAACCGGUGUACAUAGCAUUUCCCUUACGUUUGCUCACUGUCGCAGUCGCCCAGGCCUACCACAUCGCACUGAUAGGCGCCCUAAACGCGCCCCAGGACAGCCAAAACACCGUCAGCCGCCCGCUGCACCCCCGUGGACCCCCAAUCCUGGACGUAUCGCUGCCUUCUUGCGCCCGCAACGCCCGCAAAGCAAAAACCCAACGGGCGCACACCUCUCCAAACUCGACAUUUGCGCCCGUCGUCGACUCGACGUUCCACCUCUCCCACGUCACCGUCCCGUUUUGAGCCUCUGGGGCGUUUGCCGCACGGCGGCAUCGUCUCUAAGCCCCGGUCUGGGGAAGGCAUGGCCGACAAGAUGUCCAUCGAUAAGGCGGAUCCGACGCAGAACCACAACCAUAACCAUAACCACAACCUCAACCACAACUCAUCCCUUAACGGCCACCGGUCCCGCGACGUGACCGACUCUCCCACCGGCUCCAGUCCGGACAGGGACCACAACCUCAAUAACAACUCCAAUGCCAUCUCCCAAGAGGCUCAACAGCCCAAGCGGAAGGGUGGCCGCAAGCCCAUCUACGCCACGUCCGAGGAACGCAAACAACGGAACAGGCAGGCCCAGGCCGCCUUCCGAGAGCGUCGUACCGAAUACAUAAAGCAACUCGAAGAGACCAUCCGUGUCCAUGAGUCCAACCUCCACAACCUCCAGUCGGCUCACCGCACCGCCGCCGAUGAGUGUUUGAUGCUCCGAUACAAGAACUCUCUCCUGGAACGUAUCCUACUCGAGAAAGGCAUCGAUGUCCAAGCCGAGCUUCGAGCCAAGACUGGCAGCCCCAACCUGGGCCCGACUCAUAUGCCUCAGAACCUGGUCCAACCGCCUCCGAUUCAGCGAGCCAUUAUGAACCGACACCACCAGUCUCGUCGAUCUAACUCGCACAUCGCUCCCAAGGCCGAGCCAGGUUCCAGUCUGCCGCCUCCCCUGCAGCCGCACUCAUCCGCGACGUCGCCGAAGAAUCGACCAACCCCGUCCUCCCACUCCAACUCGCCAAGCAACACGGGUUCUGCCUUCUCUCCAGCAGCUUCCGAUAGCAUUUCUAUGCGCGGCUCGAUGACCAGCGCGUCAAGGCAACAAAUGCCUCAGCAGCAACUACCACAAGGCUCGCAAGCCAACCGACACUCCAUGAUGCAACCUGGAGUGCGAGGAGGUCCAGUCGGGUCGGGAGCCUCGUAUUACCCCACUCCGGCUUUCCAAAAUCACAUUGAGCAACUUGAGCAAGAAUAUGACGCCCAGGCCGACAUGAUCGACGAUUCCGAAAUCGAAACCCCAGGCGGCCCUGGACCGUAUCCUUCCGGCUUCAACAGUGAUCCGCAACAGCCCAUGAUGUUGUCCCCGGCAUCCAACGGCCCCGGGCACCAAAUGACACCAUCCCACGAACCGGUUCACCAUCCCCAGACAUCACACUCGUCACAGUACCCAUCGAUGACGCAAUUGUUGGAUCAGAACUUAGAUUGGGACCCUUUCGGCUUGAGCGCUAGCAUGGCAUUCCCUUCGCAGCAGUUUCAAUUUGACCAGGCCAACAUGCGGUGAACAGGAGUUCUGCCGAAUAUGAUCCCUGAAAGGAUUACUACGGGCCCUAUAUCUGGUACAGGUAUCUAUAGGACUUGAUUCCCUGGG
Ilyonectria robusta is the source of this 1804-nucleotide messenger RNA. RefSeq lists its product as uncharacterized. Gene Ontology annotation, cellular component: RNA polymerase II transcription regulator complex. Lineage: Eukaryota; Fungi; Ascomycota; Sordariomycetes; Hypocreales; Nectriaceae. Gene Ontology annotation, molecular function: DNA-binding transcription activator activity, RNA polymerase II-specific; transcription cis-regulatory region binding. The transcript is spliced from 3 exons. The record is from RefSeq and is a predicted model, not a curated record. Bases 479 to 1717 code for a protein of 412 amino acids.